UCAUCUGCGUUAUAUACACGAACAUUCGAAUUGAUUUUGGUGCAAAGAAACGCUCCAAGCGGAGCCAGCAAGAGCUAGAGAGGUGAAUGACACCCACCCCCUGAACAAUGGAUGCGCCGUAUUGACUUCGCUGGCCUAGAGGAUAAUUUGGGGCGGUUGUUGAUUGUUUAUCUAUCGUAAACCACCUUGUUUUAUUCCACGUGCUUUUCCGUUGCUAUUCCGGAGUAAAUGAUGGAGUCACUUGUUACCGAUCUACGGAAAUAUUUCAUAUUUUAGCCGUGAUUUGGUUUGUAGGUCUUGUAUCUUCUUUUCUUGGACCUAAAUCCUAUUCGACUGGGCAUCUUCCCUUGAAAUUUUCAGCGGGGUGUUGGUCCGAAUGGUGGUAUCCUAGCUUCGGCGCGACCCGCAGCUGCAGGGGCUGUUCAGGGUCUGCGAUCAGUGCAUUGUGCCCGGUUUGUGCUUACUGACUGGGUGAUUUCAAUGUAUUGUAGAGGCUAAAACGCUGCUGGAUUGCAUUCAACAAAGGACACUUGCAGAUUGGGUCGUGAAAUUUAUUUUUAGAGAAAAUGCCGCUUUCUUUUGAGAGACGUUGGAGCUUGGAUAGAAGGAAAGAUGACAAAAAGGAGGAUAAGAAAGAUGACAAGAAGGAUGAUAAGAACAAAGAUAAAGAUAAAGAGAAGAAGAACAAGAAGGAAAAGAAAAAGUACAAGACUAAAUUAGAGCGUAACGAAUCGCUUGAUGUUUACGCCGUACAGUCACACGCGACAAGGAACCUGCAGGACGCGGCAGCGUGGCGCCACUGACUGACGACUCCUCUGACAGCUUGCGGAAAGUUUAAGGCCUGCAAAUUGAGGAGAAUUCAGCCUAGAAAGGAAGGGAAGUGGAAAAAGAGAAGAGACACAGAUUUGCAUUUUUUUGUAGUGGUUGCGUGAGAUCGGAGACUACUGGGAAAACUUGAUAGUGCAAGAGGUUAUCUGUACGUCUCUUCUCUGAUAGUGAUGCAUUUUGCAAUACCCUAACGGUAUACCAAUGCACUUUAACUGCUGUAUUUUGUAGUAGAAAAGUUGGUU
This is a messenger RNA of Lytechinus variegatus (green sea urchin), 1070 nucleotides long. Its product is annotated as protein PXR1-like. The record is from RefSeq and is a predicted model, not a curated record. Lineage: Eukaryota; Metazoa; Echinodermata; Echinoidea; Temnopleuroida; Toxopneustidae. The transcript has 3 exons. The coding region runs from base 567 to 803 and encodes 78 amino acids.